Messenger RNA from Paracoccidioides lutzii Pb01, 447 nucleotides. RefSeq lists its product as hypothetical. The coding region runs from base 1 to 447 and encodes 148 amino acids. The record is from RefSeq and is a predicted model, not a curated record. The transcript has 2 exons.
AUGCCGGGUUGGGCCUGGCGGGGGCUCUCCCUCCUCCGUCAGCCAUUCGUUGGGCGCCCAUCCCGCCGGUUCCUCCUCCUGCCCAGUUACCACGGGGAUGCCAGGGCCUUCCUCCUCACCACUGGCAGAGGCAGAGGCAGCGGCAGCGGCAGCGGCAGCGCCAAGUCGACUCCACCCUGCUCGAUGAACGAACUGACUGCUGCAGCUGCCGUCCCUCGCAGCGGAAGAACUACUCUCCCGGCUCUCCACCUCCUAACCACCUCCUCUAGAGCAUCCCCCGAUAUACUUCUCCCUUCCCCGCCUCCCCCAGUAUCAAUCUCCUGCUCUCGGAUUCGUCAAUUCCCCUACCUCUCCCCUCUCUACUCUACCCCUCCGAGGACCGCGGGGAAGACCCUUAUCCCUCCAUCCGGCCGUCAAACCAGCGGUCGCCCCUCCAAAGAAAAAUAA